GUACCGAUACCGAAUCUUGGGUAUAGUGGGGGAAAUAUUUGAGAAUGAAUUUUUUUUUUUCUAUUUUCUAAUUGAAAAGAGACAACAAAAGUAACAACAGUAAACAUUGAUAAAGAAACAUCGACGUAUCAAACAACAUAUUAUAUUGCAAAUUUUCAAAUAAGUUUAGUUUAAGUGUAUUACAUAUCGUUUCCAUAUUUACUGGGAAAUUAAAACAGCUCUUUCUCGAUGCAGUAGAAAAAUGGCUGAUUUAAACAAAGAGCUAAAUGAAUAUCUCCUCAGCAAUAAAAAUGACAAACAGUAUAAACUGUCGAUGCCCACGGUGACAAUACCGAAAUCGCCGUUGGGAAAAUGGUUUGGGAAACGUGAAAAUGAUGAAACCGGAGAGGCAAGCUGGUAUCAAGAAACACGAAAAGAGUGCUGUCCAACACUGACGAGGAUGCAAAGGUUAACCGCCUUUGCGUUGUGCUGUUUCAUGGGAAUACUUUGUUUUUGUUUAUCCGCCAUGUAUAUACCAGUGUUAUUACUAAAAGCGAGAAAAUUCGCUUUACUUUAUUCCCUUGGGAGUUUAUUUUUCCUAAUGAGUUUCUGUUUCUUGUGGGGGCCGAUGAGCUAUUUAAAAUCCCUUCUCACAGCAGAAAGAAGGUGUUUCACCUUUUCUUAUUUCGCAACUCUCAUUGGUACACUUUACUUUGCGCUACAUCUCCAGUCAACUCCUCUCACGGUUCUCUGUGCAGUUCUACAAUUAAUAGCAAUGCUGUCAUUCAUCGUGAGUUCGAUUCCUGGCGGCACAACUGGUCUCAUGUUCUUUACGCGACUAUUCAAGUCUUCCGUCAGCCCAACAUUGCCAGUAUGAUAAGAAAUUUUUGAAAUGCAGAUGAAAGAAACAAGAUAUCAUAAUAUAACGAUAAAUCUUUUUGAAUUGACAUUGAAAAGUUGCUUGUACAUUCGAGAGUACAUUUUAUCAACGUACCAGAGAUAAAGAAUUGACUUUUGAUUAACGGUUAUAAUUAUUAUUGAUCGCAAGGAAGAACAUUUUGAAUGAUUCGUAUUCGUCAAGAUAUUAUCACAGGUACGUUUUUGAUAAGUAAUUGUACACAUCCAUUCAUACAUAUAUCAUAUAUGUAUAAGUUGGAAAACGUUUAAAAAUUCAGCGAUUUCGACGUUCGUAAGACUGGCUAGAUUUUAUUCAGUUCCUUAAGAGAGGCGACGAAUAACUGAUGUACAAAAUAUUACAAUUUACGCAUGUACAUAAUAGUAUGAAAUGAUGACGAAUUUACGUACUCACAUAAUACGCGAGAUUAGUUUAUGAUAAAUCGGGUGGAAAAAUAUAUAAGAACUCAUGCAAGAGA
Venturia canescens is the source of this 1352-nucleotide messenger RNA. RefSeq names its product protein transport protein SFT2. Gene Ontology annotation, cellular component: membrane. Gene Ontology annotation, biological process: vesicle-mediated transport. The record is from RefSeq and is a predicted model, not a curated record. Lineage: Eukaryota; Metazoa; Arthropoda; Insecta; Hymenoptera; Ichneumonidae. The coding region runs from base 242 to 856 and encodes 204 amino acids. The transcript is spliced from 3 exons.